This is a messenger RNA of Mizuhopecten yessoensis (Yesso scallop), 3536 nucleotides long. Its product is annotated as sodium-dependent noradrenaline transporter-like. Gene Ontology annotation, cellular component: presynaptic membrane; neuronal cell body membrane; neuron projection. The transcript is spliced from 15 exons. Gene Ontology annotation, molecular function: dopamine:sodium symporter activity. The coding region runs from base 288 to 2747 and encodes 819 amino acids. The record is from RefSeq and is a predicted model, not a curated record. NCBI's taxonomy places the organism in Eukaryota, Metazoa, Mollusca, Bivalvia, Pectinida, Pectinidae. Gene Ontology annotation, biological process: dopamine uptake involved in synaptic transmission; sodium ion transmembrane transport.
GUUCGGAGGGUGGGUACCGCUCACUCGACCACCUUCCUUACUAGCGUGCCAGAAUAACUCUCAUCUCAUGGAAGGAAUUCUCAAAUCCUUAGAUUGUAUCAUUCUACAAACUUAACUGCACAAUGUAAUCGGGCCUGCACUCAAACGUGUAUAUGUAGGGGCACGUACCCCAAUGGUGCUAUUGGUGAUAGUGUUGUGUGUUUGUCCUGGUUACACCUGUUAGUGUUACGAUGUUGUUGGGUUGGUAGUUUGUCCGGCCAUUGUUGUGCUCUCAGCGAACCAUAUGAAUGACGAGGCCAGGUAACACAUCCUACACCGAGCUGUCCGUUGUUGCCUCCGGCUGCCUCGACUCAGAAUCCUCACAGGAGUUCAAUACCACAAUCGUAAAUCUUGACCCCCAUCCUGCCCCAAGGGAUGAAGAGAUCGUCCCUAUUAUUUUGGGACAUGGGGAUACGCCCAUCAAUAAUACCCCUGCGACGUGCCGUCGUUUUGACUUCACGAGCACCAACGGUACCGCAUCGGGUGUAUUUGCACACACGGAUGAUGACGUCAAAGAAAACGGCGUUAGCGACUCCGACUCGUCACUGGAAGCGCCACCUGUUGACGGUCAGAGGCGUGGCUCCAAGUGGAGCACGACAAUUUUAUUUGUGGCUUCCGAGGUCCAGCUUAUCUUAAAUCUGGCAGAGUUCUGUCCGGACGAGGGAUUUGAAAACGCUCCCAGAAGGAAGAAAACCGAAAGUUCCGACGACGAGGAAGACGAUCUUUACGACGACUUCGACUUUAGUGCCCCGGACCAGAGUGAUCACUCGGACAGUCAAACCGACGACAGUCCGGGGGAUUCGGACUCCACCGCCAACACGAUGGAGCUCCAGGCGGUCAUUCCUACAGAUAUUUCCAAGGACCAGAUACAGAACGGCAAGGACCCUCCACGAGACUGUCCCGACGCCGAGAAGAAUUCUCUGUUGUCAGAGAAAGUAGACGAUAUUGACGACAUUCCUGACCACUACCCAGACGAUGAUGAUAUUAAACUUCCGGUUGAAAACUGGGGUAACAAGGCCGACUACUUGUUGGCUGUGAUCGGCUACUCUGUGGACCUCUCUAACGUCUGGAGAUUCCCGUAUCUGGCCUACAAAAAUGGCGGUGGUGCGUUUAUCAUUCCAUAUUUCACUGUGUUACUGCUGGGCGCCAUUCCUGUGUUUAUGAUGGAGCUUUCCAUGGGCCAGUACACGCAGGAGGGACCCAUCCGUGUCUGGAAAAUGUCUCCCCUCUUUAGAGGUAUUGGGUACGCCUCAUGCUUAAUGGCGUACAUCGUUGCGUUUUACUACAACCUUGUCAUCGGCUGGUCGUUCUACUACCUGUUUUCCUCAUUCUCAUCUGUCCUGCCCUGGGCUAGUUGCUCGCAUGAAUUUAACAGCGAAAAUUGCUGGCAGAUUGACUGGGACACCAACAAGACAUAUCUCAACCGUACCUAUGACGCCAACACUUCAGUAUCCUCGGCUUUCGAGUUCUACGAACGAGGGAUGCUGGGGCUGCACAAGAGUAACGGCAUUAAUGAUCUGGGUCCCGUUAAAUGGGAGCUGGCCCUGUGUGUCCUCCUUACCUUCGUCAUCCUCUACUUCAGUCUCUGGAAAAGCGUCAAAAGUGCUGGCAAGGUCGUGUGGUUUACGGCUACCAUCCCCUACCUCAUACUGACCAUCCUCCUCAUCCGGGGCUCACUACUCCCGGGGGCAGGGGACGGCAUCAAGUACUUCGUCACUCCCAACGUCAGUCGCCUAGGCGACGUUCAGGUUUGGAUAGACGCCGCCGUGCAGAUCUUCUUCUCCAUCGGUGCAGGCUUUGGAACUCACAUAGCUUAUGCCAGUUAUAACAAAUUCCACAACAACUGCUUCAGAGAUUGUCUGAUAACAGCUGGGGUGAACAGCUUCACCAGUAUAUUUUCUGGCUUCGUUGUGUUCACCUUCCUCGGCUACAUGGCUGCCAGGCAGAACAAGGACAUCAACGAUGUGGCCCAGGACGGACCCGGCCUAGUAUUUAUUGUCUACCCGGAAGCCAUCGCCACACUGCCGGGCUCUACCGCCUGGUCCAUUAUUUUCUUUUUCAUGCUGGUCACUCUUGGAAUGGACAGUGCUUUUGGUGGUUUGGAGUCGCCCCUGACCGGCCUUGGUAAUCAGUUUUACCGCCUGAUCCGGUUCGGUUGGUCUCGCGAGAUUCUCACCUUCAUCAUCGUGUGCACCGCCUUCCUCUUCUCACUACCCUGUACAACAAACGGCGGUAUGUACGUGUUUAAGAUCCUGGACACGUUCGCGGCGGGCACUUCUAUACUCUUCACUGUCCUGUGUCAGGUGAUUGCUGUAUCCUGGGUGUACGGCGUGGACCAGUUCUGUCGUGACGUGAAGCAGAUGACCGGAUACACCCCCGGGAUGUACUGGAGAAUCUGCUGGAAAUUCAUCUGUCCAACAUUCCUCUUAAUCCUUGUGAUAUCAAGCUUUUUACAUUACCGGCCGCUGAUAUACAAGGGCGGGGGCGGGGUUUACAAAUACCCGGGAUAUGCGAACGCUAUAGGAUGGGGCGUCGCCUCCUCCACAAUGGCGUUGAUACCGCUCUACGCCAUCUACAAACUCAGCACCACAGAAGGGUCGUUCAAACGUAGAUUGGCGCUGUGUAUAUCUCCGACAAGAGAGCAUGCCCUUAUAGAGAGAACCGGUGUCGUCAGGCGUUUCAAGAAAGAGCACUGGAUAUCUAUCUAGGAUAUGCUUACAGAUCUGGCGUAACAAAGAACACCGUGGCAGGCUACAUGUGGUAUUCUUAUAAAGGGAAAACAUUGACAGACAACUCCGUAACUGGAAAUCGUUUUACUGAAGAUACAUUGGAUGUGUGUAUUCGUUCUGAUAACUUCUAUAACACGUCUCCUGUGCUGUAGUGACUACCUUAAACCGGUGAGACUUGACUCGCGAGGAAUCACGGAUGAUAACGUAUGUUCAGGACUAUACAGUGCGCCGUAGAUGAAUGUCCUGACAUUAGAGUCGCUCAAUGUUGUAGGGAGUCACCAAGUUAGUGAUGUUUCUUUUCCGUGUUGGAUCUGAGUUGGAUUUUCUAUACACGUAUUUGUAUUUGUGAUGUGUAUAUGUCCGUUACAGUCGCGUAACGCUUUCCGCUGUAAACCAACACGUCACUACUGUAUAUGUUGAUUUAGUAGUCAUUCAUAUCUCAGGAUAUCUCUGAUAGUUCUUAGUUCUCCGACUUCACCUUACAAUGAAUAUAUUCCUACAUUUAUCAUUCAAGUAAUCUCAUACUUUGAUUCAUGACCAUGUCGAACAUUUUUUAAGUCUACUGUCAGUUUCAAGAACAGUUUAGAAAGCAUAUCAGAGACUAUGUGACGUCGUUGUGAACAAUCACGUGAUAACACGGGCCAAUCGUUGUGGAUAGUUAUUGUGUAUAUAAACUGUGAGUAUAUGUAUGUUGAUGUAAACAUACAUAGUUACGAGACACAUGGCUGGUAUCCCUGUGCAUCCAUUAGAAAUAAAUAUAAGAAACAC